Molecule: messenger RNA, 1760 nt
Organism: Cydia pomonella (codling moth)
Lineage: Eukaryota; Metazoa; Arthropoda; Insecta; Lepidoptera; Tortricidae
Product: ribonuclease H2 subunit C
Exons: 5
Coding region: 671-1066 (131 amino acids)
Biological process (GO): RNA catabolic process
Cellular component (GO): ribonuclease H2 complex
Source: RefSeq, a predicted model, not a curated record
GACGAAAUUGUUGCUACUGCGGGUAAGGAAUGGCAAAGCGCAGCAAAAGACAAAAACAAAUGGGAACAGCUGGAGGAGGCUUUUACCCAGAAGUGGUCUACAGCAGAAAAAUAGAAAUUAAUAUUUAAAAAUAUAUAUAUCAAAUGAUAAAAUUCUCUGUGGAAUAUCGAAGCUCUAAUAAUAAUAAUAAAUGCAAUCUCCACAGGCAGAACUGAUGCAAAAGUGUCCAGUUGUCAGCUAUAAAUAAUAGCUCCAAAUCUCUCCAGAGUAGCGCUAGAGUAACUAAGAACCUAGGCAUUAUUGACAGAGUGAAGUGUGCUGUCUAUGAUUUGUUUUUUUUUUUUUUUUCAAGUAUUCUAGGUAUUGUAGCGCCACCUAUUAAAUGUUUUUUGAUGACACUUUUUGGUAUAUGGAAAGUACAUCCCUGCCUCCACCUUCCAUAUUUGUAUCACAUUAACAAACAUUUUUUUUUUGUUUUUUUUUUUUAAACAUUGUUAUAUCAAUAUCAUUUACAUAGGGAAAUAGUGUCCAUUACGAAUAUUAAUUGCAUCAGUUUAAAUACCUUACAAACGUCAUCACUAGUGUCACUGUCACGAGUCAAUAGUCAACAAGUCGAUCAUAUUUCGCGGGAACCUGCAUAACCCCAAAUCUAGCUCAAAAUAAGAAAACAAUGUCGAUUCACGUAGAAAAUACAUUACAAAAAACAAAUAAAGAAGCUUUCGAGCAGCGUGCACACUACGUGCCGUGUAAAGUGGAAGAAGAUGGUCCUGCCAAUGUAGAGAAAUACUUUGAGCCGUAUGUCGUUGAAAAAGAUGGAGAAUUAACGGCGUCGUUCCGUGGGCACCCUCUAGACGGCACCAAGAUGAGUUUCCCUGAGGGCUACAGAGCCGUUGUGGCCACUGAGGCCAAGAGACCACUCUCGGAAGACGCUGAUCGCAAAUUCCAUGUAGUAGGAGGCUUCAAAGACUUCAUAUACUGGAAUUGGGACAAGAAACCAUCUAAGAAUGACAACAUGGUCAAAGCACUGGAUUGGAUAGACAUUGCUGACGCGAUCCACGGCGAUUGAUCUGCAAAUAGUUUCACCUGCAACGUCGCACUUGCUUUAACGAAAGUGAUCAUUUUCCUCCCUGGAUUGAUGAUACUUCUAUGCAAUCUGAUGUAUAUUAACCAUUGCUAUGCCUCUGAGUUAGAUUUUUUUUUCAUUAUAAUUGUAACUUAGGAGCGAAAAUAAACUCCGUACAAAAUUGUAAAUGCUUCUUGCCCUUAUUCGAAUCGCCAUUGUGUAUGUAUCAUAUUAUUGUACAAUAAGUUCGUAGAUUGAAUACUUAACCGUAGUUUGUUCUGUACAUAGUGUAGUGUUCAUAUUGUUUAAUAGUUGUAUGUAGUCUAUUAGUUAGUCGUAAUUUGUAUUUCUUUGCAGAUCGGAUACUCCACCGAACACUGUCUAUGACCGUAAUAUGAUAAGAUUCAUAUACUAGCCGUGUCUUAUCCAACCUCGACAUUGGCAGAAUCAUCAACACCUUGAUGGAGCCAUAACACGAAAAAUUUAUUGAUUGAAUCGCCAUAAAUGUAGUUGAUAUACAUCAAAUUGACAAAAUAUAUUAUUUUCAAUAAUCCAGAAGAAAACGACUACGUUUCUAUGGAAAUGGUUGGACAGCGUAUACCACGAAUAGUUCGGACUGGAGAGAUUUGCUUGACCAGGCUAAGGCCCACCCGCGGCUGUAACUCAGACGAUGAAUCAAUAAAACAAUAUGAUAAUA